CGUGAGGCUUCCUAGGACCCAGGAGAAGCCCGUUCCUCCGGCUCUGCAUUGCCAUUAGUGCGGACCGGCGUGCGGCUUCCUCCUCCUAGCGUAGCCUCAGCUCGGGCGGGCAGCGGGCAGGCGGGCAGGCGGGCAGGCGGGCACCCGGGCUAGAAGCCGCUUCCAGCCUAGACCAAGGGUAGCCGUGGGUGGGAAAACCGCGAGCCCGAGUGGGUAGGCAGGGGGGAGGGAGGGGGCGCGUUUGUUCGCGGGCCGUGCCCUUUGCACUGAUGCUCGCCCGGAAAUCAGCGGGACUUGAAUUUCAUUAUUCCCUCUCUUAACGGGAUCCGUUCAUUUAUUUGUUUCUCUGAAGGGGGGGCGAGGUCGUGCGGGUAUUGCCAGGGCGGCAGGUCUCCGGGCUUGCCCGAGCGGUUGCCCCGCCCCCGCUCCACCACGGUUCACGAGCCCCCCGGGGAAGGGCUGGGAGUGAAGCUUGGGUGGGUCAGGCCGCGGCCCGCAGGCAUCCGGGGGUGGUCUGAGGCCGCGGGGCGCUUGCCACGCCGGGCAGCCGCAAGCCACAGGGCACGGGGAUUGGGAGGCAGAGCGGGCGUCCCCGGGCCGCGGCGGGGUGGGCGGGGGUGCGUGACGCGCUCGCGCGCGGACACAUUGGAUGCGUCUCUCCCAGGACUCCCUCCCCUCCAAAGAGUGGCGAAUAAGGAAAGCGAGGUGAUGAGCCAGCAGCUGUAGCUUGCAACACCCCGUGGGGCAUUGUGUGUGUUUGUGUGCCUGAGUGGGCAGGGGGCGGAAAGGGCAGUGGGCCGGGGGCCAGCCUCGGAAGUUUGUAGCCUUGCUCGGAGCCGCGUCGCCCCUCCGGAGGCUGUUACAAGCGGCUCCCCAGCCAGCGGGAGUUAGAAGGCUUUGGGAAGCGUGGUGUAUGCGUGUGGAAGCGUCGGGGAGACCGGGAUGGAGGCGACAAUGGGCACCACCAGGCACAGCUGGCACUUGUAGAGCAGGGCCGCAUCCCUGAGCCGGGCGGGCUCGCUCAUUGGGCUGCAGCACCGUUUACACCUCCUCAAAGCCAUCACCCAGGAGAGAGGCGUAGGUAGGAUGCUGGACCUAGCUGCCCCAGAGCCUUAAGGUGCAUUCAGACAGAGUGCUGAAUCCCAUUUCUUUUGUGACUUAGUAGCUGAGGAGAUUUGGGUGGCAGAUUUUUGGUGAGAGGCUUAGGGGCUUUCCUACCAUUUCAAUGGCCAACACUCGGAGUAUUGAGCUGGAACAUUUUGAGGAGAGGGACAAAAGGCAGCGGCCAGGCUCCAGGAGAGGGGGGCCCAGUUCCUCAGGGGGCAGCAGCAGCUCAGGCCCCAAGGGGAAUGGGCUCAUCCCUAGCCCCGCACACAGUGCCCACUGCAGUUUCUACCGCACCCGGACCCUGCAGGCCCUCAGCUCCGAAAAGAAAGCCAAGAAGGCCCGCUUCUACCGGAAUGGGGACAGGUACUUCAAGGGCUUGGUCUAUGCCAUCUCCAGCGAUCGCUUUAGGUCCUUCGAUGCCCUCCUCAUGGAGCUCACCCGCUCCCUCUCAGACAAUGUGAACCUGCCUCAGGGAGUCCGAACCAUUUACACCAUUGAUGGCAGCCGGAAACUCACCAGCCUGGAGGAGCUGGUUGAAGGUGAAAGCUAUGUAUGUGCAUCUAAUGAGCCAUUUCGAAAAGUUGAUUACACCAAGAAUGUUAAUCCAAAUUGGUCAGUGAACAUCAAGGCUGGCUCGACUCGGCCAGUGACUCCAUUAGCUUCUACAAAGAGUGAAGUGAAGGAAAGCAAAGAUUUCAUCAAGCCCAAAUUGGUGACUGUGAUUCGAAGUGGAGUGAAGCCUCGAAAAGCUGUGAGGAUCCUGCUGAAUAAAAAGACAGCCCAUUCAUUUGAGCAAGUCUUAACAGACAUAACAGAAGCCAUUAAAUUAGAUUCGGGUGUUGUCAAGAGGCUCUGUACACUUGAUGGGAAGCAGGUUACUUGCUUACAAGAUUUUUUUGGUGAUGAUGAUGUUUUUAUCGCCUGCGGACCCGAAAAAUUCCGUUAUGCUCAAGAUGACUUUGUCUUGGAUCACAGUGAGUGCCGUGUCUUGAAGUCAUCAUAUUCUCGUUCCCAUGGUACAGCUAAGCAGUCUGGAUCCAAAAGUCCUGGGCCUUCACGUCGCAGCAAAUCACCUGCCUCAGUAAAGAGGGGUGGCCUCUACUCCACUGUUCAUUCUACAGCUAAAUCCCCAGUUAAUGGGACUCCCAGCAGCCAACUUUCUACUCCCAAAUCAACAAAAUCCUCCAGUUCUUCUCCAACCAGUCCAGGAAGCUUUAGAGGACUCAAGAUUCCACCACACUGUGGCUCUGCUUCCAAUGUGAACGGUGGACCCGAGUUGUACCGUUGCCUGAGUCCUGAAGGUGUAAAUGGAAACAGGUGUUUUGAAUCAUCAACUCUUCUUGACAAGUACAGAAUUGGGAAGGUCAUUGGUGAUGGCAAUUUUGCUGUGGUGAAGGAAUGCAUAGAGAGGUCUACUGGAAAGGAGUUUGCCCUAAAAAUUAUUGAUAAAACCAAGUGCUGUGGAAAGGAACACCUGAUUGAGAAUGAAGUGUCAAUACUGCGCAGAGUUAAACAUCCAAAUAUAAUCAUGUUGAUUGAGGAAAUGGAUACUGCUACUGAGCUUUUUCUGGUGAUGGAAUUAGUUAAGGGUGGUGAUCUCUUUGAUGCAAUUACUUCCUCAACCAAGUAUACAGAGAGAGAUGGGAGUGCGAUGGUGUACAAUCUGGCCAGUGCCUUGAAAUAUCUUCAUGGUCUCAAUAUCGUGCAUAGAGACAUCAAGCCCGAGAACCUUUUGGUGUGUGAAUAUCCAGAUGGAACCAAAUCUUUGAAACUGGGCGACUUUGGGCUGGCCACAGUGGUUGAAGGGCCUUUAUAUACUGUCUGCGGCACACCUACUUAUGUGGCUCCAGAGAUCAUUGCUGAGACUGGCUAUGGCCUGAAGGUGGACAUCUGGGCAGCGGGUGUGAUCACAUACAUCCUCCUCUGCGGAUUCCCGCCAUUCCGCAGUGAGAAUAACCUUCAAGAAGACCUCUUUGAUCAGAUCCUUGCUGGAAAGCUGGAGUUUCCUGCCCCCUACUGGGAUAACAUCACUGACUCAGCAAAGGAACUAAUCAGCCAAAUGCUGCAAGUCAACGUGGAAGCUCGAUGUACGGCCGGACAGAUCCUAAGUCAUCCCUGGGUGUCGGAUGACGCCUCCCAGGAGAAUAAUAUGCAAGCUGAGGUCACAGGUAAACUGAAGCAGCACUUUAACAAUGCCCUCCCCAAACAGAACAGCACAAACACCGGGGUCUCUGUCAUCAUGAACACGGCUCUAGAUAAAGAGGGUCAGAUUUUCUGCAGCAAGCACUGUCAAGAUGCCAGCCAAGCCAGGAGGGAGCAGACCUCUCCCCUUCCUUCUCCUGCCAAGGAGCCUCCCAAACCCGAGUCUGCAGAGCGCCAUCCCUUUGCUUCUCCGGAGACCCCUGCCUCCCCCAGCCCUCGUGCAGCAGCCGGCGGUGACCACGCCGGGGCCUGGCGGCGCCUCCGUGACUGACGGGGCCGGACGGCCUGCGGCACGGGGGACGUUGGGAAGUCCAGUCUCUCCUCCCCCCUUCCCUCUCCCUGCCGCGGCCUUUUUUGUGACCAGGGGGAAUCGCGGCCUGCUGUUGGGGAGUACUGUGGCUUGUGGGAAACUUGUGGAGCUCUGGCAUCUGCCUUGCACAUGCUGUGGGAUGGACUCGGACAAACGCAUUUUGAGCUUUUUUUAAAGAUCCGAUUUUCUGUUUAAUGGGCACUUCGACCCUUUCCCCUUAUCCCUUCCCAUCAGCAGAACUCAUGACUUUCUCAAGCACUAACUAAUUGCAUUUUUUAAAUAGAAAUCCUUUGGACAGACGAAGAUAUUUCCUUUCUUUGAACAUAAAGAACUCUGCUAGACAAACAUUUUUCUCUCACAGGAACAAAACCUUUUCAUUUGCUUCUUAGCUCAUUGGCACAGGCCGGUGUCUUGUCAGAGAUGCAUCAGUGUGGAAAAGGUAAGCACCAAGAGGGAGGAGAAAUGUGGUCACUGGACCCCAUCCUCCCAAAUCUGGACCUGGAGAAGAAGUGCCAGUAACGAAAAACACUGAUUACUUUUACUGCUCAUGAAAACACUGGGUAUUUAUUUAUUUGUUCGAGAUUAGUGGGAAAUGGCAUUUCUUUCCUAUACAUUCUGAAGCUUUUCUUUUGCUCUCCUCUUCAAAAGUCACAUUUCCCAGGCACUUUUAGAAAGAACAAAUCAAUAUUUGGUGGCUCGACUAUCUGGUGCCAGAGGAUCUGGAUCUGGGCUUGUUUGCCCUUCUACGGAAAGUAGACAGAGAAGAUGGAGUUCAGUUGCCUGAAGGGGCCAGAAACGUCCCCUUCCAUCCUCAUGCUUCUGCUUCUUGUGCCCAGCAGAUGCUGGCAAGGACCACUGAGAUGAGGGACCUUGAACGUUCGUUCUGAAGCCUGAUGCCCUCGGAGGAAGAGAGUGUGCCCUAGCUCGUGCGGGGAAAGGAGGCUUUUCCCUCCUAUCUCCUCCUUUGCUCAUUUCAGUAAUGUCCCUAAUCCACUGAUUUGGUUUUACGCGCUCAUCUUCCACAAGCAAGACCCAUGGGAUUCAUUCUGGCUUGAUAUUCUAGAGUUUGCAGUACUAACAGACGUGCAAUAAACUUUUUUUUUUUUUUUUUUUUUUUUUUUUUGAUGAGAAAACAAUUGUUAGUUGGAGGGAGGGAAGAGCCAAAGUCACUUCAUUGCUCUGAAGACUCUUGGACCCAUUACUUUAUUUCUGUCAAGGUCUGCUUUGAGCCAGUUUGAGCAGAAAGCAGCACCUCUUUGGGCUGGGUCCAGCCUGGAGGAGGAUAUGGGGAUGGCUCUAAUCUUUAGGGAUAACUAAUGGAAGGAAAGAAGGCAGUCUUAGCCCUGUAUCUGUGGGCCUUUCAAAGACAUCCCGGACAGAAAAAGGUAGAAUAUAAAUAGUAAUGGAGUGAGGAACACUCAUCCAAGUGUAUGACCCAGAUAGAUUUAGAGAAAAGUGUGUGUGGUUGAAAGAUUACAGUCUCAUUUAGAAGUGACUAAGUUUGGAGAGGGCUGGAUCAUACUGAAAACCCAAAUAUGACCCUAAAACACGAUCCAUAAGCUCUUGACUGAGUCAGCUGAAGAUAGGUUGUCACAUAUAUGGGGAACAAGUGGUCUUAGCUGGUACUUGCAUCACAAGUUUUGAUACCGGUUUGCUUUGGGCCAUUUAUCCCAUUGCUUUUUCCAUUUCUGCAAAAUGAAGAUAAAACUUAUUAUUUGCUUUGUGCUAAAGGCUAGUUAGUAAUCCGAUAGAGAGGCGCUUUGUAGGGAAAGGGGAGAAACUACCUAAAAUUAGCUUAGGGAAGCCAAACUAAUAAGCUUGUUUCUUAUUGGAAUGGGGGAUGCCCUAGACAUAUAGUAUCCUGUUCUGAGCUUGCCAUGUGACCAAAUUUUUCAUGCCAUCCUUCUGAUUGAUGGGACAAAGUAUGGCGUCAUCCUGGCAAAGCCCACGAGGCUCUGUCCCUGCACCUGACUGUUUGACCUUGUUACUAAUGAUUUAUUUGAAGACAUGCAAAAUCUGCUGAUUAAAUCUGUGGCUAAUAGGAAGCUGGGUUGGAUGGCAAAUGAGUGCUUUAUAAAGAGAGGCGGAAGGGUCUGUGCGGGCCAUCUGGUUCGACCCCUUCCUUUUGCAGAUGAAAAAACCAAGGGCCAUGGAGGUUAAGUCCAGGUCACAUGGAUAGAAGUAUCAGAGAUUGGAUUUGAAGAUGACAAUCAGGCUCCAAACUAAUCUUGAUAGACUGGAGUGAUGGAGCCAGGCCAAGGUAAAAUUUAAUAAGGGAGGGGGACGGUUCGUGUAUUACCUUACAUUUAGUUUUAUGAGAAAUGUAUAAAGAUAGAAUGAGGAGGAGUUAGGUUGGGUGAUAGUUGUUUGUUUGUGUCAAGAAUCAAGCAGUUGUAACAUGUGAUGUGGAAAAAAAAAGCCCCACGGCUAAUCUUCGGUUCCAUUAAUUAGUCCUGUGGAGUUUGGGUUCAGUCCUGGCGCCACCUCGGAACGGGAGCCUUCGGGGGACCAGCCACCGGAAGAACGGCCUGGGGAUGAUUAAUAAAGAGAAGUGCUGUGAAGGGGAAAACAUGGUUGCUUCAGCUUUUUGUAGGAAUUUCAUGUUGAAAAGAAUCACAUUUGCUGGGUUUGGUCCAGAGCGUGGAGGCGGGUAAGGCAGCAGCAACAAGGAGGCAGAUUUGGGCCUGAUACAAGGAAGAACUGUCCCAGCUCCUUAGAAUCGUACGGGAGAGGCCAUCUACCAACGGGGGUCCUAAGGAAGAGUCUGGAUGGGUGACCUUUUGUCCGAGAUGCUCCCCAGGGGAUUCCUGUGGGGGCAGGAGGUUGGACUGAAUGACCUUUUAAGUGUCCUCCAACCCUUGAGAUGUCAAGGCAUUCAGAGCACACAUCUGUUAAUCACCCUUUGGUUCGUUAUCUUGCAGAAAGAGUUCAGGAUUUGAACCUGCGGCCUCUGUUCUCUGCUUAAGCCGGUUCCGGCGUGGCUUCCAUAAUUGCUGCGUUAGCGUGUUAGGGGUGUCUGCCACGGCAAAGCUCUGCAGUCCUCUCUUAGCUCAUCCUCAGCCUUGGCACUAUCUUGAGGUUACCAGGAAAGAAAAACCUGACGGGUGAUAACUGGCUAACUGAGGGCCUUAAUUACUGGGGAAAUUCUCCUCGGAUGGAAAGCAAACUUAGGGGAAGCAACAGGGGCAAAGUAGUUUUCCCACACUGGGUCUGGUUGGUUUGUUUGAAGUUUAAUGAUCAGACAGCUGUCGAUACAGGGAAAGGAGGAAGGAAACGAAAAAGAAAUCGGAACCCAAGGCAGCCGAUUCUUCCUCAUCUGCGUGUGAGGGAGGACUGACUAUUCUGACAAUUUGUUUUCUUUCAAGGAAUAAAAACCCCACUGAAGAUCUGAUUUCUCAUAUUGUAGCCUCCAGCCCCAGCGAUUUGAUGGCAUUUGCAGAUGUAACCUCCUGAUUUGUGGGGGAAAUCCCUUCCCGCACCUUCUUCCUCCCAGACAGAAGAAACAGCCCAAAUUUGUUCUUUCAGACUUGGGACUGAGUGCUCUUUUGGGCUCUUCCCUCUAAUCUCAGUGGAGUUUGGGAGCUAAUCCAGGGUCCCUAAUAGUUCUGACCAGGAUUUUGGACACUUACAAAAGCUGUCACAUAAUCAGCUUCAAUCUUGCUGCAAGGAAAAUUCAAAGGCUGAUGUUUUUUCCUGUUCAAGGUACAUUUUCCCUUCUGGGGCAUUUCUAUUUGAUAUUCCCCAAACUAAUUUCUUCCUGUGCACCCGCCACCCACAAAGCACACACAACAUGGAAUGGAAUAAAUGCUAUAAAAUGAGGAUCUUUGUAAUCAAGUGCUAAACCAUGGGGAUGCUGUUGCUACUACUUGGAGAAGCGGCGCUGUAUAGAUCUAAUGGGUAUGGUUUUUAAUGUGUUUAAAUAGGUUAGUAUAAGGAUGUGCACAUGUCCAUCUUUUGGUGUGUUUGAUGUCUGUAAGCAUAGGUGGGUCUGCUAUGAUUCUCAAUGAUGUCCUUAAACUGCUCAUAGAAUGGGGCCGUUCUGUCUGGAUCCAGGACCCCUUGGGCAGUAUGGUGAAAGCUGUGGGCCCCUUUUUAAAAUGAUGUUUCUAAGUGCAUAAAAUAAAAUAUGUAGGAUUACAAAGGAAAAAAAUUUACAUUGGAAUAGAAUUUUUUUCUCACCAAAGUUCAUGGACCAUUUCUAAAAUCAAUCCAUGGCCUCCAGGUUAAGAAGUCCUAAUGUUGCUACUACCCCACCCCACUGAGAAUGCUAAUUAUAGAUGGGAGCAAAGGAGUAUGGUCAUUUAAAGGGAUAAAGGGCUGUCCAACCAAACUUAUCUUUGCUGAAUAGCAAAAAGUAUCUAGUGAAUAAUCUCUACUCUGAUUUCAUAUCCCUCUGGUUAGAAACUACUUUGAUUUCCCAAUUAAAUGACUGUUCACUGAAGCAGAUUGUGGUGAUUCACCCUAUCUUCUAUUUGUAUUCACUAGUAUUCUUUUUUUAUUAGAAAAUCCAAAGUUGAAAGUUUUCUGGGAGGGCCACAGAACGGGAGACAGAGUUCUAAUUCAGCUUAUUACUCCAUGUGGGCUUAUUUUAAACAUUACUCAUGUGAAUGGGUGUAAUCUGGGGUCAUAAUGCACAUGGUGUGUGAUUACGUGGGCACCGAGCUUCCAAGAUGGAAAUAUCAUCUCUCACUUAUUUACAGUGUCCUAAAGUUGAGUUGCAUCUUAUAUACAAGCUGGCAUAACUAGUAUUUUUAAUAAAUAAUCCCUAAGUUAGCAUUCCUGUUGUCCUCAAUGGGGAGCAAAAUUUCUUUUUCCUGCAUGGACCAUCAUGGAAUUAUAUUCAUACCAAUCUUUGUGUAAGUGUCUGCCAAGUUUCCUUCGAUACUUACUUUUUAAAAUUUCAUGGGUUCUCCCUGAAGAACUGGCUGUUCUUAAAAUAGCAGAACUUCAGGAUAGUAACACUUAAAUGAAGAUUAACAUGAUGAUUAAAAAGAAAAAAAUCUUACAUUUCUCGAUGCCAUCCAUUCCUUACCAUCAAGCCCUUGGAUUGCUGCCCCUGUUGACUCGGUCCUUCAGGCACCUGCCUCUUUCAUCUUUAAUCAUAGUAGCACCUUUACCCAGUUUUUAAAAUGUGUAAAUUCUUGCUUACGUUGAAUGGGUGAAUGAAUGAAUUUUUGACAUAAAGAAUGGGCUCAAGUUGGAUGAAAGAAGCAAAUGGCAAAUUCUUCUAACCCAGGGUUAGGGAACCUUUUUUUCUGUCCAGGGCCAUUUGGAUGUUGAUAAUGUCAUUCGCAGGCCAAACAAAAUCCAACUUAAAAACUCAAGCAGUGGCAGGUGGUCGUACCUAGCUUUCAGCUCAUCGUCGCCUGUGGUUGCCACAUGAUUUUCCGCCCCUCUUAUGGCCCACGGGCUAGAUGUUUCCCACUCCUUUCUAAAACAUGGUUCUAAAUAGAAGUAGGUUUGCAGUGAUAUUAGUCAUGCUAUUUCUUUGAAGCGCAAUUUUACUUGUGUAAUAGCUUUCAUAACUGUGGACUCAGAUGUGAAAAAAGAAUAAAGAAACCAAGAUGGCCUUGAUUAUAUUAAGGCUACUCUGUUUUACUAACUAUACCUUAAGGUACUUUAUAUGUGCAUAAAAAAAAAAAAGGUAUUUGGCAUGUAGUUACCUAGCAUAUCAAGCUCUUUUUGCUUCUACUGGCUUUUUAAAUAUAACCAUGAUAUGGCGAGCGGAAAUAAUUUUCUAGUUAGUGGGAAUUAGGUUGCUUGAGUUAAUUCUGUAAAGGAAUUUUAUAAAGAUAUAAAUAGUUUUGGAAAACAAGGAUGCAAAUGUCUUAUUUGGAAAUGAGCUUCUUAAGAUUAGUCAUUCGAAAAUAAAAUCAGGCAUUAUAGGAUUCAUUUAGGGAAAUCUGUAUCCUAGAGAUAUUUGUUCCUACUUAAGAAAAUGUCAGAGUUUGGCUGUAGAGUUCCCUUAGUUCAAUUGAACAAAUAUUUACGAAGCACCUACUAUGUGCAGAGCCCUUUUAAAAGGCAAUUACUUAAAGGUUUUCAAAGUGGCCACAGAGGUGGUGGAGGAGAAAAGACAUCCUUUCCAAUAUUUCAAUUACAAAUUCUAUUUUAUUCAAUUCUUCACUCAAAUUGUUUUCUCAUUCCAAAUCUUUGCUUUAGAGAAUAAUUGAUGUUUAGAAAAAAUGAGCCCUACUUCAGUAGGCAACAAGAGAAAUAGAUAUGGAAUGUCAGUUUCCACUCAAAGAUCACCACAUACAAAGAAGUUAUUUAUGCAAUACAGACUUACAAAACGAUACAGUCCUUUUCACAAAUAUGUUCACAGAAUUCUGCACAGCAAUCUGGUAGAAAAGUAGAAUCAAUUAUGCAACACUAAAAUAACUUAUUAUUCCUUAGUAUAAAUCACGGUUCAUUUCCUAAGGGGAUGUAGAGAAAAUUUAAUGACAUAGUUGAACUGGAUGCAAAUAGGAAGUAAAAAGUGUGUUGCCAAGUGCAGCACGGGAACGGAUCACUCUGUGCUCUACAAGUAGGGAGAGGCUUCUGUUCUAAAAGGUGGGAAGGAGGGGAUAGAAAAGCAGCUUGCAAACCUGGAGCUUCUGCACAGGGAGGAGGAAGAGGCUUGACCCUGGUCGGCCUCGGUGCUUUCACAGUCAAAAACAGCAGAAGUGUGCUUUGGUACCUGCGCUGAAUUCCAAAGUAGAAGAGAUUGCUUGGACAUGCCCGUCCUCCCGGGUUGGUGUGCUCUAAGAAAUUUUGGGUAAAAAUGAGGAGGCUGCCAGGCCUGCUACACAUCCCACAAUGACCUCAAGUCAGAGUUCAACUUCUUGCUCUCGACCACGUGGCAGAACAACAGCUUUUAAAAGCCACCCCCCGAAACCCAAUUGUCUAGGCCUAGAAACAUGCUUGAGUAUCAAUGGAAAUGAUUCAUUGUCAAAUUUUAAAUUACAAUUACCAUAAUUUAAACAUCACUAUUUAAAUUCCAGAGACUUCAGUGCUUGAGAGAAACAAUCAUUUGGAUAAUAACAAGACACAAAGUCUCUAGCACAGGUAGCACAGAUUAAAAUCCCCAUACCCCAGCAUUAUAAUCCAUUUCCCCACUGUUAAAAUCAUAUUUUUCAAGAUUACUGAUAAAGCUUUAAAAGGGGAAAUGCGUUUCUUCAUAAUAAAGUCUAUAAUAGUGACUUAACUCACUUUAUUGUUUUCUUUCUAUAAUGGGUGAAAAUAGACUUCUAAUUAUGACUAAAAAUAUAGAUUUCUGUAACUAGAGAACCCAGCAGCCAGUUUUCUGCUUCUCUGCCCUUCCCCCCCAAAAGUCAAGCAAAGUCUACAAAAAUAGCAA
Sarcophilus harrisii (Tasmanian devil) is the source of this 10958-nucleotide messenger RNA. It is a transcript of the gene DCLK2, whose product is annotated as doublecortin like kinase 2. Gene Ontology annotation, biological process: intracellular signal transduction; protein phosphorylation. Gene Ontology annotation, molecular function: ATP binding; protein kinase activity. The transcript has 17 exons. NCBI's taxonomy places the organism in Eukaryota, Metazoa, Chordata, Mammalia, Dasyuromorphia, Dasyuridae. The coding region runs from base 1226 to 3580 and encodes 784 amino acids. The record is from RefSeq and is a predicted model, not a curated record.